AUACGCACGGCCGACAUCCGCUGCCCCUCCUUGCUCGCCUCUCCCGCUCGCCUCUCCCGCUCUUUUUUUUUCCCUCCCCCCCAUCCCGCUCCCUCGCGGCGCCUCGCCCUCCGGAGAGCACGCGCCAUGUUCGCCCCGCCGGGUACGGAGGGUGCGCGUCCGCGCACCAUGCGCUUCGGCCUGAUGGCGGCCCCCGGGGCCGGGGGCGACGCGGACGCCCCCUCGGCCGCGGACCUACAGGGCGCCACCACCUCCCAGAGCAUGGAAUCCCAGCUGGGGCUCCUGUCGGCCCCGACCGCCACGCUGCCGGUGUGGCUGCAGUCGCCGGGCUGCGAGCAAUUCAUCGGCCAGCCGCUCCGGCAGCUGGUCCUGCAGCAGGCACUGGCGCGGCUGGAGUCGGCCCCGGCCACCGGGGCCCUGCUGCGCGAGUGGUCCUGCCACCGGCCGGCCGGGCCGAAGCUGUCGCCGGAGCACCACGCGCUGUCGGGCCUGUCGCUGGCCGGCAGCUCGCGGGCCCUGCUGAGCCCGCGCUCGGCCGACGGGCUGUCCCUGGCCGAGGAGGACCCCCUGCACCCGGGGUCCAUCCCGCUGGAGCCGCUGUAUCAGGAUGGCCCGCUGGUCGGGCCUCUGGACGAGGAGGACCCGCCGAUGGCUGCCCGGGCGCCGCUGCCGACGCCGGCCUCCCGGCGGGCGGCCGCCACACCGCCCCCCGACGAUGGGGCCUCCUUUGCCGGGUUCCUGGGGUUUGUCUUCCGCGGGGAGUGGCUUCCCCAGCGCCAGCGCGGCGGCGCCGCGUCCAUCGACCGGCCCAACCGCCUGUCCCUGGGGCUGCCGCUGCUCGGCCGGCCGACUCGCGCCUACAUUCUGCGGCUUCGGCUCGCCGGCAUCGGCCUGCUGAUGCUGGAUGUUGCCCUGCUGCUGGCGUCCAUCUUCCUGGCGGUGUCGUCGCAACCCGGCACCGGCUGGCUGCUGACCGACCCGGCCCGGCGGGCGCUCGUGUCCUUCUGGUGGUCGCGCGAGCAUGAGCCCGGCGGCUGGACCCCCUCACAUCGCUACGUCCUCUUCGCGGGGAUGUUCAUUUCCAUCCUCUCGGCCGGCCUCUUCCUCUGGCAGCCGCCGCUGCCCUUCUCCCGGGUGUAUGGCGACAGCGUGGACCCCCGGGGCCCGGCAUCCGGGGCUGAUGAGGUGGCCCUGGCCGCGGACCUCGGCCCGGACUUGGUCGACGCCGGGCCCAUCGGCCCGUACGGCAGCAUGGACCGGCCGCCGCAGGGGAAAUCCUUCUACGGCCGGGGCCACCGGCAGCUGGCCCGCGCGCGGCAGUUCGCCCGCGGGCUGGACGCCCGUGGCCACCGCGACCCGGGCGCCAUCCUGACCAUGACCCAUGUCUUUGAUGCGGCCUGCACGCUGGGCUUCUGCUUGCUCUUUGUCCAGGCGUCGGUGGUCCUGCUGCGGCCGCUGGCCUGGACGCACAUCGCCCGGGGGGUGAUCCUGCUGGUGGCUGGGACCUGCCUCACCAGCUAUCAGCACCACGCCGGCGGCAGUGCCGUGUCCUGGCGCCUGGCGGCCCCGAUGCCGCCGACGCGCUGACACCGGUCCGAUGGCGGCCCAAUGGCGGCCCAAUGGAUAUGCCUUUGCCUGG
Messenger RNA from Fonticula alba, 1639 nucleotides. RefSeq lists its product as hypothetical. Bases 127 to 1587 code for a protein of 486 amino acids. NCBI's taxonomy places the organism in Eukaryota, Rotosphaerida, Fonticulaceae. The transcript is spliced from 4 exons. The record is from RefSeq and is a predicted model, not a curated record.